UGAGAACGGGCCUACGACAGGGAGAUGCCCUAUCCUGUACUCUAUUCAACAUCACAUUAGAGAACACAAUUAGGGAGUCAAAAAUCAACACCAGAGGAACAAUAAUAACAAAAAGUGUACAAAUAUUGGCAUUUGCAGAUGAUGUUCAUAUCAUAGCUAGAAGAAAAAGAUAGAUGAUAGAAGCAUUUAAUGCGAUAGAAAGAGAGGCACAAAACAGUGGCCUAAACAUUAUCGAAAUAAAAACCAAAUACAUAAGAGCCAGUAAAUCGACAGGCCAAAAAAACCUACAGAAUCUGACAAUAAGAGACUAUAACAUCAAAAGUGUGAAAAUUUUUAGAUAUCUAGGUUCACUAGUUACUGCAGAUAACAAUGUCAGUGAAGAAGUUAAGAGAAGAAUACAUAUCGCUAAUAAAACAUAUAAUGGACUCAUUAAACAUCUAAGAUCUAACAACAUCACAAGAAAAACCAAAUGCAAAAUAUACAAGAUCCUGAUAAAACCGGUCCUGGUAUAUGGAUCAGAGACAUGGACAUUGUCGAAAAGCGAUGAGAACCUAUUAGGUACAUUUCAACGAAAAAUCUUUAGACACAUA
Diabrotica balteata is the source of this 590-nucleotide messenger RNA. The record is from the annotation of a GenBank genome assembly. NCBI's taxonomy places the organism in Eukaryota, Metazoa, Arthropoda, Insecta, Coleoptera, Chrysomelidae.